CUUCCGGAGCUGCGCAAUGGGAGUCAGCUGACAGUAGUAACCAACCAGCGGGUGUAACAUAUCAACUGAAGAGACCCUGAACGGAGGAAAAAAACCUUCCUCUCUCUUUCCGUAUCAACGGCGGAGAACCGGACAGCCGUUGUCCCCUGAUACCCGGCCACGUCUUCCCGUCUUCCGCAGGAUGAGUGUCGGUGCUCCGAGAAGCCUGGCCAGCUCGGGGCAGAAGCCCAUCGCGGAGAUCCUCCACCCGCUAUCCGCAGCCGAGGAGCAGCUCUCCGUCACCGUCGGAGGGGACAAGGAAGCCGGGCUGACCAACGGCACGCCGGUUGAGACGUCAAGUCCCGCCUCCACGUCGUCGCUGUUGAACAGGCUGCAGCUGGACGACGACCUGGAAGCGGACAUCCGGGACCCCUACGCCGAGGCCGCAGAGACCCGGGACCUUUUUGUCACAGUCGACGACCCAAAGAAGCACGUGUCCACCAUGGAGACCUACAUCACCUACAGGGUCUCCACCAAGACAUCACGGGUAGAGUUCGACCUGCCGGAGUACUGCGUGCGACGGCGCUACCAGGACUUCGACUGGCUGCGGAUCAAGUUGGAGGACAGCCAGCCGACCCACCUCAUCCCUCCGCUGCCAGAGAAGUUCGUGAUGAAGGGCGUUGUGGAUCGUUUUUCAGAGGAUUUUGUGGAGACGAGGAUGAAAGCUCUGGACAAGUUCCUGAAGCGGGUCGCCGACCACCCCGUACUCUCCUUCAACCCUCACUUAAACACUUUCCUCACUACCAAGGACCUGAACAAGCGGCAGGGUCUGGCCCUGCUGAGCAAGGUGGGCGAGUCGGUGAAGCACGUGGCCGGAGGCUACAAGCUGCGGGCGCGGCCGGCCGAGUUCGGCGCCAUGGGCGAAUACCUGGACACCUUCAACCAGAAACUGGGAACCAUCGACCGCAUUGCCCAGAGGAUCCUCAAAGAGCAGUCGGAGUACCUGACGGAGCUUCGUGAGUACGGCACCGUGUACUCCAGCUGGGCGGGAUCAGAGGACGAGCUGCGGCGCCCCCUGGAGGGCGUGGGCGGCUGCGUGACGACGUGCUGCGGAGCGCUGGAGGACCUGGGUGACGGCAUGAGCCAGGACAUCCUGCCCGUACUCCGAGAGUACGUCCUCUACAUAGAGUCCAUGAAGAGCGUUUUGAGGAAGCGAGACCAGAGCCAGGCGGAGUACGAGGGCCGACUAGAAGCAGCCGUGUUACGCAAACAGGAGGACCGAACGCCAAUGCCGCUCGAGGUGGAGAAAUGCCAGGACAAAGUGGAGUGUUUCAACGCCGACCUGAAGGCCGACUGGGAGCGCUGGCAGAGCAACAAGAGACACGACUUCAAACAGCUUCUUACCGGCAUGGCCGACAAAAACAUCAACCACUAUGAAAAGUGCCAAGCAGCGUGGGAGUCCCUCAUAACUCUCCUCCAGGACAAACAGACUGAAGACAAAACGAGCGAGACGAACUGAAACAUCUCCUCCUGCCGAUGGUCUCUCUCUCUCCUCUCUCUCUCUCUCUCUCUCGCUCACACACUCUCAUGCCAAGGAAAAGGAACAACCAGGCUGCAGAUUAGAACUGCUGGACUUUGCCCCCUGUUCUCCAGUGAGAUGAUUGUACAGAGGGGAGCCAUCUCUCUCAGAGAUUUGACCUGCAAAGGAGGUAACAAAUGGUACAUUCUUGGACACUUGAGAGACUUGCUCUGUACAGACAUUUCCCUUUUUCUACUUCAUAUUUCCAUUUACAGUCGGUUGCCAAUGCUAGUGGUGUUUUUAUUUAGCCGCGUGCUCGCUCUCCAUGUUCGCAUUGAGCCAAAUGUGAAGGAUGACUCUUCGGCGACGAAUAAAACCGAUAAGAUCACAGGAUGUUGCGUGAGUGUGAAGUAUGAGGUCGUAUUCAGAGCAUCCUCGAGAUUUAGAUUUAUUCCCGUCAGGAUGUAAAACCCUUUUUUUAUGUAACACUCAAACAAUACUCAUGCAAUUCUCUUUCAUUUCCUAAAGGCACCAUAUUGGCUGUAAAUUAAAAUGCAACAUCUUAUACUUAA
This is a messenger RNA of Cyclopterus lumpus (lumpfish), 2070 nucleotides long. It is a transcript of the gene snx30, whose product is annotated as sorting nexin family member 30. Gene Ontology annotation, molecular function: phosphatidylinositol binding. Lineage: Eukaryota; Metazoa; Chordata; Actinopteri; Perciformes; Cyclopteridae. The coding region runs from base 182 to 1498 and encodes 438 amino acids. The record is from RefSeq and is a predicted model, not a curated record. The transcript has 9 exons.